This is a messenger RNA of Cylindrotheca closterium, 1833 nucleotides long. Lineage: Eukaryota; Bacillariophyta; Bacillariophyceae; Bacillariales; Bacillariaceae. The record is from the annotation of a GenBank genome assembly.
AUGCCAGUCACGGAAGAAGACGAAGAUCAACUGCCUGAGGAGGAACUGCAAGCCAUCAAGGCAGUUGCAAAAGCAGAGCAGGACGGAGACGAUGAGAAUGAUCACAAUAAUGGACACGAUGAUGAUCAUGACCAUCAUCACCGUUCCGACGAGUUUCAUUUCUACUUGAGACCAAGGCAACGCCAAAAGUGGGGAGAAUCCCAAGUAUUGCCACACACCAACUUCAAUGAUUUGUUCUUUGACCUGUUUUAUGUGGCGGCUGCCUACAAUUUGGGCUCCCUCAUUCGAGCUUCUCCCACUUCCUUGGGUGUUCUGUACUUUUUGGGUUGCUUUUAUCCCAUCAUGAUGAUUUGGUUCCAAAAGACUUUUUACGAUUCCCGCUUUGAUGCGGGAAGUGACUUGUACCACAAAGUCUACGAAUUUUUUUUGUUGGUGGUCUUGGCCACGGCAGUCUUGUACAUUCGGCCCGUGUCGUAUUUGAGUACGCCCGCUACAAAUGAAGACAUGUUUGUGUUUAGUGUCUGCAUUUCCAUUUCGUCUCUUCUCGCCAUGGGACGAAGCGUGGAUGUCAUUCGCAAUGUGGAUGGAGAACCUGCUGCCAAGCGACAAGGAAAGACUGAAAUCAAGAUAUUUGCAAGCAUGUUUGUGUUUUAUCUGGCAGCGACCGUUUUGAGUGCCAUUGAUUAUUUUGGUGCUAAUGACUACUAUGCCAGCGGUUUUUUUCACCCUGACACCAACAGCACAAAUGGUGACAUGACGACCAACAGCACAGAAGGAACACGCCGAUUCCUGGCUAGUGGUGGUGACUAUGGGGAUGCAAACCAUCUCCCUGUAAUUCUACUAUUGGUGGGUGCCAAUAUGUACACUCUUGGGAUUAUAUUUUUGACCUUUCGAAGCGAAUUUGACAAGAACUUUGAUCCCAAACUAUCGGCUGUCCCAAUGAACAUUGGAUUCUUCAUUCAUCGCUAUGGAGAAUGGAUCAUGCUCAUGUUGGGAGAAUCUAUUUUGUCCUUGUUGAUUGUCCCUACCCAACAAGGAGAUUACUACAAGGCAUUUUUUUGCGGUAUUUUGUCCAUUACCAUUUUGGAGGUCCUCCAUUUUCAAUCCCAACCGCACGAGGCGGAUGGUCAUGCGCUGCGUCGGAGUCGAAGGGGCGGUGUCAUCUUUAUCCUUUUUGGACAAUUGUAUUCGGCCGCUUUGAUUGUCCUUGGGACAUCCUACAAGAUGAUCUUGUUUGAAUUUGUCUUUGCGCAAGAUGCUGGAGAGGCUCGUCGAUUGCUCCAAGAUGCGGGGUAUUCCGCACAGGAGAUUGCCCAAGACGCUGAGCUCCACCGUUACCUCGCUGCCAGUGGGCCUCCCAUUGACGAUGCGGAAGUGCGUCAACAGCAUGUGGCCCAUUACUUUUGCAUCAGCAUGGCUCUGGUUUGGUUGUGCCUCGAUGUCAUGUUGGUGGCACACAAGGGAAUUGCAUUCAACAUGAAGAGAUGUUCCGAAAGCCGGGGUAACAACUACCAACAAUCAUUGGCCAUUGGAAUGACAGUCAUUCGAGGGUCUUUGAUUCUAUUCUUUGGCACCAUGGGAUUCUACAUUACCGAACCAACGUUGUUGUCCUUUUUGGGUCUCAUGGGGAUCAUUGUGCAAGUCGGACUCCGAUUGGGUGGAUCCGCAGCCUUUGACGACUCGGAUUUUUCAAAUGUUCCCACAUGUCCCUAUAAUAUCAAUGGUCCCAAGGCGCUCUCCUGUCAAGUGAGUUUGCGUUUGCAGAAAAUUACGGGCAAGAAGCUGCCGGGAAAGUUUGGUGCUUGUAAUGCUGGUGGGGAAACAGCGCCGUAA